GCUGUUAAAUGGUAGGAAAUACACCCUCAUUCACUGCUGCUAGUUUGCAGUUGACUGGUUUUUGCAUGAAUGACAUAAAGAUUAUUGGUGGGUGAGACUGUAUAUUAUUCAUUCACAUCUCAAACAGCUAUAAUAGAACAUAGGACACGGCACAUCAGUAAUAGAGAACAAGUGUCGAGCUUGGCUCAACUUAUAAAGAGUAGACACUGCCAACUCUUAUUCUUCUCUAAAAUCAGAGAUCGUAGAGAGAGAAGAAGAAUACUCAUAAUGCCUUGGUUUUUCAUAAUAUUGCUUCUCGGUUUCACAUUUGCUAACCCCACAGAAGCCAGCCAUGGAAAGAAACUUCCAUCUGCAGUUGUUGUUGGCACCGUCUACUGCGACACGUGUUUCCAAGAGGAUUUCACAAGGAACAGUCACUUCAUUUCAGGUGCACGUGUUGCUGUAGAAUGCAAAGAUGAGAAAUCAAGACCAAGUUUCAGAGAAGAAGCGAAAACAGAUGAGCAUGGAGAAUUCAAGGUUCAUUUGCCUCUCUCUGUGAGCAAACAUGUAGAGAAAAUUAAGAGGUGUUCAGUGGAGUUACUAAGUAGCAGUGAGCCUUAUUGUGCUGUGGCAUCCACAGCAACUUCAUCAUCACUUCGUCUCAAGUCAAGAAAGGAAGGAACACACAUAUUUUCAGCUGGUUUUUUCACCUUCAAGCCUGAAAAACAACCGUUCUUAUGUAAUCAAAAACCAAGUAUAGAAAAUUCCCGGGAAUUCAGUUCCAAAGAAGCCUCUCUACCUCCCUUUGAUAACCCAACAUUUCCACCUCCACUUCAAGACCCGGAAACACCUGUUCUUCCUCCUCUUACUCCGCUUCCAAAAUUGCCACCAUUACCGCAACUCCCUCCUCUCCCACCUCUUCCAGGGCUACCUCUUCUUCCACCAAUUCCAGCAAAUACGGGAAAGACCAAAACUACAGAAUCUCAUAAGAGCACAACAUUACCAGAUGAGAAAGCGGUGCACCAUCCUAAUCAGUUUGGCUUCCCAACACCACCACUUUUUCCACCAAACCCUUUUCAGCCACCUCCAAUAUUGCCUCCAAUAAUUCAGCCACCUCCACUAUUUCCACCCAUACUUCCUCCUAACCCACUUCAGCCUCCUCCAGCACCAUUCCUUCCGUUGCCACCAAUCCCUGGCCUAACUCCAUCACCACCACCUCCCUUCUCACUUUUUCCUCCUCUGCCUCCUCUCCCUCCACUCCCUCCUCUCAUCCCUGGAAUCCCCCCAGCUUCUUCAUCUUCACAGAAAACAUCUCCUUGACUGAACAGUGAAAACUAUCUAGCUAUCACUGCAUAGCUUCCAAAAACAACUAUCUAUGGCUUUUAAACCCGGAAUUUACCUUUUCUUGAUUACUUUUCUUUCUAGUGGAGCUCUGCUUGUUGUCUAGUAGUGUAUUUAUGUAUUUUGUCAAUAAAAGAUCACAGAAAUUAUUGCACUAGAAUCUAAUAAGCUUUCAGUCAUCAGCCAGGCUUUACAAAUGUAUACUUCCGUGACAUAUAUAAUUAGAAAUGUUUGAG
Messenger RNA from Populus euphratica (Euphrates poplar), 1556 nucleotides. Its product is annotated as vegetative cell wall protein gp1-like. Lineage: Eukaryota; Viridiplantae; Streptophyta; Magnoliopsida; Malpighiales; Salicaceae. The transcript has 2 exons. Bases 268 to 1299 code for a protein of 343 amino acids. The record is from RefSeq and is a predicted model, not a curated record.